AUGUCACGAAUCAACCUUCCCUCCAACCAGAUCAAGCUCACAAACGUCUCGCUCGUGCGCCUGAAAAAGGGCAAGAAGCGCUUCGAAAUCGCCUGCUACAAGAACAAAGUCCUCGAGUGGCGCUCCGGCAUCGAGACGGACCUCGACAACGUCCUCCAGAUCCCAAACGUCUUCCUCAACGUCUCCAAGGGCCAGACUGCGCCCAAGGAGGAUCUCGAAAAGGCCUUUGGCAAGGGCAAGUCCACCGACGAAAUCGUCCUCGAAAUCUUGAAAAAGGGAGAACUACAAGUUGGGGACAAAGAGCGCGCGGCGCAGCUGGAAAGGGUGCAUAAUGAGGUCAUCAGCAUUGUGGUCAGCAAGCUGGUCGACCCGCGGACGAAGAGGGUGUACACCCCCGGCAUGAUCGAAAAGGCCCUCGACAUGCUGAGCUCGCAGGCGCACAGCGGAGAAAAGACGACGGAUUCGGGAACCGCAACGCCCACGACGGCAGAGGCUGGCGAGGCCAAGCCCAAGGCCAGAGAACACACUUGGACGGGAGUUGUCACCACCAAGAGCGCAAAGAGCCAGGCCCUGGACGCCAUGAAGGCGCUCAUCGCAUAUCAACCCAUCCCCGUCGCGCGAGCUAGGAUGAAGCUCCGAGUUUCAUGCUCGACCAAUGUUCUCAAACAGGCAGUCAAGGCGCCCAAAGGUGCCGCAAAGGAGGAGGAUGGCGAAGCAAAGGCAGCCGGCACAGUCAAAGAUCGGAUUUUAAGCUACGUCGAGCAGGUUGAGAGCCAGGACGUCAUGAGCUCGGAAUGGGAAGUUGUGGGCUUUGUUGAGCCGGGUGCUUUCAAGGCUUUGUCUGAUUUUAUUGGCAACGAGACCAAGGGCCAAGGCAGAGUCGAGGUUUUGGAUAUGGCGGUUACGCAUGAGGAUUAA
Messenger RNA from Trichoderma aggressivum f. europaeum, 918 nucleotides. RefSeq lists its product as uncharacterized. The coding region runs from base 1 to 918 and encodes 305 amino acids. The transcript has a single exon. Lineage: Eukaryota; Fungi; Ascomycota; Sordariomycetes; Hypocreales; Hypocreaceae. Gene Ontology annotation, biological process: ribosome biogenesis; cytosolic ribosome assembly. The record is from RefSeq and is a predicted model, not a curated record.